AAACGUGGCAUGAGUAUCAAGUGCAAAUUUGCUUUGUAUUAAUCCGGGGAGAAGGCCUCGCCUGUGCAUCGGCGAUCGACGAGACGACGACGAUGGCGGCCGUUGCGAUGCUCAAGAGGUGUCUCCUCAGGAAUCGCCGCCCAUUCUCCGCCCUCUCGCCGUCUCCACCUUCAUCUGCAUCUCCUCCCAUCCGCGGCUCGCUUUCUCGUUUCGUAAGCACAUUGGUUUUAGCUGAACAUGAAGGUGGAUUGGUAAAACAAUCAUCUUUGAGUGCGAUAGCCGCUGCUGCAGUUGUUAACAAAGAAAAAUCAGUCACAGUUCUCUUGGGUGGAUCUGGUCUGGCCCUCCGCAAAGCUGCAUCCCAUGCUGCAUCAUGUCAUCCUUCAGUGUCACAGGUUCUCGUUGCUGAUGCAGACAUAUUAGUGCAUCCUUUGGCUGAAACUUGGGCUGAACUUGUUAAUUUUGUUCAGCAUCAGGGUAAUUAUUCACAUAUAAUUACCACUUCAAAUUCAUUUGGCAAAAAUGUGCUACCACGUGCGGCAGCUCUUCUUGAUGUUUCACCUGUUACAGAUGUAGUUGAAAUAGCUGAGCCACACUUGUUUAUAAGGCCAAUAUAUGCAGGUAAUGCUCUUUGCACCGUUCGUUAUGCUGGUAAGGGCCCUUGUAUGAUGACCAUUAGGUCCACAUCAUUCACCCUGCCUUCUUGCUCAACUGAGACAAAGUCUGUUGAAGCACCAAUCUCCCAAGUUGAUCUCUCAACCUUUGAUGAAGGUUCCGUACCCAAAUCUAGGUGGCUGAAGCUUGUAUCUCAGGAAUCAGAGCGACCCGAUCUAGGAAAUGCACGUGUUGUUGUCACUGGAGGGCGUGGGUUAAAAAGCGCUGAGAACUUUAAAUUAUUGGAGAAGCUUGCCGAGAAGCUUGGUGCAGCAGUCGGUGCCACUCGGGCUGCUGUGGAUGCAGGAUUUGUGCCAAAUGACCUCCAGGUUGGUCAGACUGGAAAAAUUGUUGCUCCAGAGCUGUAUAUGGCUUUUGGGGUUUCUGGUGCCAUCCAACACUUGGCUGGAAUGAGAGAUUCAAAGGUCAUUGUAGCUAUAAAUAAAGAUGCAGAUGCACCCAUUUUUCAGGUCGCAGAUUAUGGACUGGUCGCAGAUCUGUUUGAGGUAAUCCCGGAGUUGAUAGAAAAGCUUCCGGAUAAGAAGUGAUGGAUAUUUCCUCAUUCAUGAGAUGACCUCGAUCCUUACUGAAGACGACUUGGGUGAAGGAGGUAUACAUAUCAAAAACCUCUCUGACAAAUAAGACCUGCUUCAAUGCAUCUCAUAUUCUUAGGAUUAUUUGAAGGGGAAACAGCAAUCAAUCAUGGCAUCUUAACGAGAGGGCUCAUGUUUACAUAUCUAUAUGCUUCCCAAUGUCCACAUGAGCAGUUUGGGCUCGUAUAAACAUAAGCUUCCCUUCCAAAUAAAUGUAUGAUCAUAUAAUUUGGUUGGACAAACGAAAGCCAACAACUCUUUCCUAAGAAUUGGGUGAAGGAGGUAUGAUCCUUCUGAGGACGACUUGGGUGAAGGAGGUAUACAUAUC
This is a messenger RNA of Musa acuminata subsp. malaccensis (wild Malaysian banana), 1575 nucleotides long. RefSeq names its product electron transfer flavoprotein subunit alpha, mitochondrial. Gene Ontology annotation, molecular function: electron transfer activity; flavin adenine dinucleotide binding. Gene Ontology annotation, cellular component: mitochondrion. The record is from RefSeq and is a predicted model, not a curated record. Gene Ontology annotation, biological process: fatty acid beta-oxidation using acyl-CoA dehydrogenase. Lineage: Eukaryota; Viridiplantae; Streptophyta; Magnoliopsida; Zingiberales; Musaceae.